AUGUGUGCUGCGAAGCAUCGUUUCGCGUCGUACUUCAUUCCUCUUAGCCGGAUUGCUCACAAUUUUCCCUCGGUGGUGAAACUGUGUCAGAAGGUCGCUAUCAUCCGUGCAUCUGGGGGAGAGUGGGCGUCUCACCUUUUGCAGCAGCUGUCUGGCAAAAAAUGUUUGCUCGUGGCCAUGGCUGCUGAUGCCGCAGCGAGCGUGCAUGAGCUGACUCGAAGUUUCGACGAUGAGUCUUCGGAUGUGAGUGAAACAAAUGCACGCAUUGAGAACUUUGCGCUGGGAAUUCAAGCGCUGUUUCAUUCAGAACGGGUGUUUGAAUUGCCUACAUUUACCAAAACGCUGUGCGAUUCUUUCGCGCGGUCUCCUUUGCAUUUUUUGCAUCACGGCAAUGUCAUGGAAAUUGCAAUAACGGAGCACGACAAGACGUAUGCGAUCAAGGUGAUGAAGGAAUGGACAUCCGUGACCUUGACGGUAUUGGAAGCGGAAUUUCCAGCUUGGCAUUUGCUCAGUGCUUUCGACGUCUUUCACUUGGGUGGAAAACGGGCAGAAACGAAGCGAGGUCUUGGGCAGGAGGAAGCUUUGAAGAAGCUGGCAAAGGUGUUUCAAGUCAACGAAGUGGAGCUGCGGACACAGUUUGUUUCCAUUCUUCCGACUGCCGAGGCGUUCCAGAAGAGGAGUGGCUUGGACAACCGAUCCGCCUGGGCUAAUGCAUUGAAUCGCCUGAGCACAACUUCGCCAAUGAGACGGAAGUAUCCUGCAACCGCGCUCAGAGAGGUGGUGUCGCACUUCAUUGCCUGGACUGCAACUAGCUCUGGCUGCGAGCAGAUGUUCUCACAUCUGAAGCGCAGCCCAGCUGAACUUGCGAGUUCCAAAAUAGACACCGACCGAAGACUGGCAGUCGUGAUUGGAAGCGAUUCCCAAUUUGACCACGAAGUGCUCGAGCGCGCUCGAGACAUGUAUGGCAAGAUGCUGCGUUCUGGGCGCGCCCGGACACAACUGAGAGAAACCCGCGUAGAUGCUGGACGCGCUGGCUCGCAAAAAGACGGCUCUCACAAAGGUUGGAUGAGAAAGCGAAAGCAGGCGGUGGACAAGGCUGCGCAGGAAGAGGAGUUGCGAACACCAGAACGACGAAGGCCUCCAGUGGAGCUGCCAGAAAGUUUGGCAAAAGAAGAGGCGAAGCAAAAGGCCUUGCUUCGAAAGCGUAAAACAGAGGCAUUUCUGGAAGGCACUCUGUUAGAUUCAGAAAUCACAGACGAUUUGAAGGACGAGGCAGAAAAAAGAAAGAAAGUCGACGAACAAAAUGACCGGCAACGCUGCAAGGCAUAUGCGGCUAUGGCCAAGUCGGUCCAUGUGGCUAAGCAUGGAUUGGCUGCGAGAAGUGCAUUGCAGAACUUGCCUGUGCCUGCGUUCUUCUUGGAAGGCAUCACGGACAUACGGCAAGCACAGCUUUUGAUUGUGCCCUCUGCAGAGAAUCUAUCACGCACGAACAAACUGAUAGCAUCUCUUUUCGGUUGCGUGGUGCUCUCUGCAUCGAUCCUUCGGGGUCAAGCAGGCGCCAAGUUGUCCUACACUGCUGGACUUCGUCGCAAGGUGCGUGUCUUUGCAAGUGAUGCAUUUCAACAGGAAGCACCUUCUCUGACGGUGGUCCUUCGCAACGUUUGCGAACGACCUGACUCCGAUUGGCAAGCGGUGUCCUUUCAGGAUGCGAGACGAAAGGAUGGUUGGAAAUGGGGCAUCGUCUUGCGGGGCGCAACGGAAAACGUGCCCAAGAACAACACAAAUUCCAAGAAACUGCUUUGUCUGACUGGGAACGGGUUAGUUGCCUGGGCAACGAGGGAGUUUGCCCUUCCUACGGGAAGAUAUGGAAGCGAAUUGCUCGCUUUGCGGUUGUUGGGGCUGCAGAAAAAAGCUCAAUUGAUAAUGACUUGUGAGAGUUGUUCCAAGAAGCGCGCAUUGCACGAUGUCAUGGUCAAAAUUUGCGGGUUUGACCCUAGUCGAGAGGAUUUCCAAGAUAUCUUCCGGAGAGAUAACGCAUCGGCACCUCGCGCAGAUUUGUACAUCGCCGGGUACCCCUGUCCGAGCUUUUCGCGGAUGGGGAAGAGGGCAGGUACAAAGGAUGUACGGGGUAUGGUAACCCUACAGGGCUUACUGUACAUCGCUACCAAGCGUCCACGGACGCUGGUUUUGGAGCAGGUUGCUGCUUUGAUGCAAGAUAAACAGCAUAGACAGGUGUGGACCUUUCUUCAAAAGGUUCUGACAGCCCUUGAUUACACCUUUGCUUAUGACAUUGUCAAUACAAGACACAUGGGAAUACCGCAGAGCCGCCCGAGACUCUACCUCUUCGCGGUAUGCCGCGAAUCUGUGACUGGACCCUUGCCAAUGCCAACGGCAAGGGAACAUCAUCCUGACUUGCACACGUUCAUUAACAAGAGUUUAGCUGGCAACGAGAAACUGCAAUUGCCAACUUACGAACAGAAGUUGGGCAAGGCCCUUUGGCAGCAAGGUGUGCCAGAGCAGGUUGUCACUGCUUUGCUGGAAGGUGCUAAAAGUCUUCCAAGCCGGACUGUGCACAGCUCCUUUGGCAUCAUGGCCGUUUCCAAGGAAAGCCGCGACAAGGCGCCAGUGACGCCUGAGGGACGUCCUCGAGAUCGGUCUCAGAGCGAGGAAUCUCGCGAUGGACCGGGCCGGGAGGAACGCGCCAGGAAAGAUGACGACCCAGAGCGGCGCCAUCGGGACAACGACGACGACAGACGCCGUGCAGACGACGACGACAAGCCUGAGGGCAGAGAGGCGUCUGAGGAUGCCAGGGCUGCCAAGGAUAAAUAUGGCAGCAACGUCUGUGAGACGUGUAAAAAAGAAGUCCGUGGUGGCAAAGCCGGCAUGAGGCUGCACAAAGAGACCAGUAAGCUUCACUGGCAAUAUGUUUACUGGCAGCGCGGCAUGCCGUGGGAGCAAGCCAAAGCACGAGCCGCGCGCGAGUGGGAGAAGGCCAUGUCGCCGAGCACGGUCCCCAACCGCCCGCGUCGUCGCCGUGAUGAUGACGACGAUGGCGACAAGGGCGACCACAAAUCGGCGCCCAAAUUGCGAAGCCGCAGCCGCAGCCGCGGAGCUGAAAAGGGCAAGUCUCGCCGCCGGAGCCGAGACACUGAGAAGGGCAAGUCUCGUACCCGGCGCGGCCGCUCUCGCUCCCCUCGCCUCCGGAAGGGAAUUACCGAAGACGAGGAGAACCUGGUGCUGCGGCACGCUGCGCUGAUCCAGAAGGAGCGUGCCUACCGCGAGAAAAAAAGGGAAGAAAAGAAAGCAGCUUCGGCUGCAAAGGCUCCUGCAAAGGCUCCGGCCCAAAAAAAGAAGGAUGACGACGAAACGUCCGGGUCGUACGAGUACGUCACCGAGACCGAUGACGAUCUGGAGGCCGGAAAAGCCAAGCAGGCUCAGCAGGCGGCUUCCGACAAAAAAAAGGAGCGCCUCAACGCAGCCAAACCCAAAGUGGCCCCAGGGCCCGUGAAGCCAGCGUCCACGGCUGCUGGCUCGUCUUCGGACGGGAAAAAGAAGGCAUCGGCUUUGGCCAGCGAGGGCCUUGGCUGGUUACAGCCAUCGCUGGCCACAGUGCCAGCAACACAGCCAAGGCUCUGGCUUUUUGGCGACGACGAGGUUUUUGUUCCUUGCGUCCACAGCACGGCAGAGCUGGAACAACGAGUUGCUGCCGGGGAAGAUGAAUCCAAAGUUAAGAGAGAACUGCAAGAAAAGAAGGCGCAAGCAAAUGAAGACCGCAAGGCUGCGGCCCAAGCGGUCUCGCAAAAAUGUCAGCUGCAGGCACAAGCCUUAGUCAAGGCGAAAGCAGGGCCAAAGGCAGCCGCCAAGGCGGCAGCAGCUGCUCAGUCCAACCCCCCGGGCAAUGGCACUGACGAGCUGAACGACGCUGCCAACAGGUCCUAUUAUUGUCAAGUGCAAAGCGAUAUUCAGGCGAUAUUGGCAGAGUUUGGAGGUGAAGCGUUCCGGCAGGAAUUGCCCCUGCCCAUCACGGGCGCAAAGGACUCCGGGGUCCAAGACCCAUUCUGCAGGACGAAGGCGUUGCAAGCGUUGGACGCAAACGCUUGUUAUCGUUGUUCAAUCAGCAUAUGGUGGGUCAGCGCCUUGCAAUCGCCUACUCCUGGAGUCCCCAUGAGUAGGCGACGGGUUGAGGACCUCUCCGAGUUCACCUUUGGGGCGACUGGAGAAGCAAAAUUUCAUAGUGACAAGAUGUUGGAAAUUGCCGUUUCGAGGUCUGACCUGGACACGGACAAACCAAAUGGAUUGCAGCUCGUCUCUCCGGAGGAAACCCUCCAUGCCACCUUUUGCGGCUGCGCUCGUGCCAUUCAGACGAAAGGUGACCUUUCAGAAGAAGAUUGGAAAGAGAAGAAAGCACGCUGGCGGGCUGUGCUCUUGUCAGUGCCGUGCACAUUUUCGAUCAUUGCAGCACAAGAUAUCUGGAAGAUAUCUUACAACAAGAGGCAAGCUGUGCUCCAGGAGCAUGAAAGCCUUUCGCGCACUGCCAUGCAGGUGUCGAUGGAGGUUGCACAAAUGAAAGCCAUUAUGGAAGCCCAACAACCAGGCAAAGGGAAGUUCUCGGCGCAGCUCUUGGCACAGGAGUUGUUGAAAGCAGGUUUGCAACCCGUUGUGGGUGGCAGCAAGCAAGACGAAGAGGAGGCAGAUGGCGGCAGCCUGACACCUACCUUUAUUACCCAAGCGCUGAACGUCCACAAGUCUGUGAUGAGCCAGCCCAGAUGCGUGGAAUUGCUCAUGGACCUGGAGCAUCGCUUCGGGACCCGAAGUUGUUUCACAAGCUUUCGAAGCUUAACGUCCUUGCGCAGAAACCUGCUUCAGCCAAAUCUCGGAUUUGGGUGUUGGAAAGUCUGCAUGACUGGUUGUCUUACGGGAUGA
Cladocopium goreaui is the source of this 4923-nucleotide messenger RNA. The record is from the annotation of a GenBank genome assembly. Lineage: Eukaryota; Dinophyceae; Suessiales; Symbiodiniaceae.